AUGUCAUUUGAAUCAUCAUGUCUUCGACUUCGGUCCGCUCAGACCGUGGAUGGUGGGCAUUGGUUCACCUGUGCAGGCGUCUUCCGAGGCAGAGCAUCGUCUCGCCUGCCCAGCUGCAGAGUUCACUCGCAGCUCACCGUAGCUCGUUUGGGAUCAGAUCGAGUGAACAAAAACAACAUGGCGAUUCCACAGGAGGUCGCUGACAAAGUCCAGCAGAAGCUGGCGGAAGCCAGGGAUGGCACCAAACUGGUGUCAACAGUGGACGCAGUCCUGAAGAUUUUGCAGGCUCAUUCCCUCGCCUGGCGGCAAACAAUCUUGCCGCCGCAUGUGGGGGUUCAUCAGAUGAACCGAGAUGGCCUUGGCCUCAACAGCAGCGAAGUACAUGCGCUCAUAGAUGACGUGUUGAGCGUCGGGUUCGCCCGUGAUGAGGUCAGGGGCGUGUGCUUCGAAGUGCAGCACUCAAACGAAGCUACACGCAAAUUCAAUGAAAAGAUGGUUGCAGAAAGCGGAGGCAAUCUCGCCCCCUUGGAUGCUGCGAGCAUUCGAUAUGCAUCGGUGGCCGGGUCACAUUUAAACGCUGGAUUGAACUGCUGGCUCCAGUCAAUCAAGCACCAGGGCCAGCCGUUGAGCUUAGCCAGAUUGCAGGAGAUUGACGCAGAGUACUACAAGGCGUGCAUGGAAGGUACAAGUUGGCUUGUGGUGUCUAGCCAGGUUGAAAGCAAGUGGCCAGAACUUCCUGGGAUGAUCCAGGCUGCCAACAACACGGCUUCGCACCUGUCCAGGACAGAGAGUGAGCUGCAACUCCUGAGAAAGAUAUGGCAUUGCACAGUGGCAAAGCAGGAAGGUGGCAAGGUUUCCCUGUGCUGGGGCGACAUCGCCAGCAUGGUGCUCAGGACGAAACCCACAUUGGGUCAGUCUGGGCCAUUCCUCUUCAAUUUCAUUGUGAAGUCCAGCGGUGGAGUCAAGGGUGCUUUCCUGGAAGACACCUUGAACUACAUCAAGGCACAUGGAUAUGCCCAGAGGACUGUCGGCGCCGAAGUGUACGAAUUGCUGGCACAGGACAUCAAAGGUGUUCUGAAAGCAUUGUACACCGUUCCGGAUAAGACUCUCUUUUGCACAGACGUCCGGAAAGCAAUGUCAGCGAACAUGAAGGCCAAGAUGGUCAUGGUUGAAGGCGCGCUGGCCACAGCCGAGAAGGUCUGCGCCUACUACAAAGUGGAGGGGCACAUCAAACUUGCUGCUCUUGGAGCUUUCUCCAGGAACUGCAUCUUGGCAGUCAUCGAAAAGAAGCACAAGGAUCUUCCUUUUUUUGACUCUGUCGAAGCUGCCGGUGUGGACUUCAUUCAGCUGAGAGCAUUAGAUUCGAUGGGCAGAAUCAGCAAUGCUGCCAUGCUGAAGGACAAGGGUUUCACCGAGGGAAUGAUCGUGCAUCGGAAGAGUGAUGAUACCAUCGCCACGAUUGAGAAGAUGGCAGCGGGAUCGAUCACCUUGAAGGUGGGUGCAGAGUUGAAGACUUGCAGUAGCGAAUCGUUUUUGAAGGGAGAUUGGAAGCCCAGUCGUGAGAAGGCGGAGGCUGAGAAGAUUGACUGGCUCCCUCAUUCUCCGCAGCAUUCGAGGGAGCACCUGGUGGCUGCCAUGAGAUCGAAGGUGGUGUACACCAUGUACGUCAAAGCCACCCCAUGCCCCACAGAGCUUGAGAUCUUCACGAAACCCAAGCAGGUGAAGGCACUCAAAAGCUUUUCCAAGGGGGCUUUGCGUCUGGAACUUCAAACCUACAAGGUGGACAUCAAGACUGAGGACAAAGGUGCAGGAGGCUCUGUUUGUCUGGGCCACUUUGCCGACAAGGACAAGGCUGGCGAAGCCCUUAUUUUGUACAAAGAUGCGCCUCAGAACCCAGAUGCCCCAGUUGAGCAAUUGCAAGAUGUCAAGCGCCGCAAGACUGGGAAGGAUAUCAAAACACCAAGAGCUGCGAUGGCCAAGAAAACGGAGUGGGUGAUCAAGCGCGUCACUGCUGUGCAGACUCCGCAUAGCAGGAAAAAUUGGUUUCCUGAGACCAAAGAUGUUGAUGGUUUCAUCUUCUUUCAUUUCGGGAAGUUUGAAAGAGGCGUGGUUUUCGCCCUCACAGGCAAAGGCCUAGAAUUACGGGCGAACAAGAGCCCUCACUUACUCGAUGGAAAAGAGUAUGAUCGCAUUGUCCAUCUGAGAAACGCCGAAUGCAAUCGUCGAUAUCAAGAGACCAUGAAAAGAGCCGCGGAGGCACUGGGGGAGGAAUGGAAACCUACCAAGAACUCCAUGAUGGCGAAGGAUGAUCACCGCCUGAUCGUGGCACAGUACGUCACGAUCAGCCUGCCAGUUCUUCAAAAGGAUGCCACAUGCAUCAGUCCUUUGGAGGCAAAAUGCCUAUGGGGCACCAAAGCGGCUGACCUGUGGCUGGAGCUCAACACCGAUGUGUUGCACUACUUGUCCGUUGCCAUGAAGAUGCCGGCAGAUGGCGGUGAGGCUGCAGAUGCUCAGCCUCAUGAUGACUCUGCCCCUGCAUCUGAAGCUGCCGGUGAGGCCAGUGAACAUGUUGUGAAAUCUCCCAAGAAGAAGAGUAGGAGACGAUUCCAGCCAAAACGGUCCCCCAAGAAAAAGGCCAAGAAGACUCAUGAGCCACCUCAGACAGUGGGUGAGGAGGAAGGUGAUGAUGCGAACAAGGAAUCUGAAAGCGAGGAAGAAGAUUGCUGA
Molecule: messenger RNA, 2727 nt
Organism: Cladocopium goreaui
Lineage: Eukaryota; Dinophyceae; Suessiales; Symbiodiniaceae
Source: the annotation of a GenBank genome assembly